CUUCAUUUGCUGGGUAGGACAGUGAGCCGUAAGAUCUCCUCAUCCUUUUAAUAAAUGACAUCCAGUCUUGCGGACUGGUCCUGGGCCUAUACAAGCAGCACCUCUGUGGACAUGUCGUGGGCAGGUUAGUAGAUUGUCGGAUGUUGCGUCCAGGCUGUGGAUGCUCGCUGGUCCAUGAUGAGACGCACUGCUGCAUGCACUGGGCGCAUUUCAUUUUGACAUCAAGUCAGUCCUGCUGAACAGGGUGUCUUUGGUGGACGCAGCCUUCCUGUCUUCUCUUGGAUUGUGGAUUAGAAGAAACCUUCAAGACGGAGGGGGUGGUGGAGCAUCGAGGAAAAAACAGGGGCAAUAUGAGAGAGCGGGACUUCAUGCCCAACAUGGAGCGGGGCAAACCUGCUACUUAUACAGGGGACAAAAAAGCUAAGAUGGCUGCGAAGACUAACAAGAAGUGGGUGAGACUAGCCACUGUCUUUGCUUAUGUAUUGUCCGUGUCCUUAGCGGCCAUUAUCCUGGCAAUUUACUACAGCCUCAUCUGGAAGCCCACCAGCGCAUCCUCUGCAUCGGCUAGCAAGCCGGGGACGCCGGAGGGGGUCACGGCUCCCCCGUUGAACAUAACCGCUAACGUGUCGUCCAGUAACAAUGUGACCGAAUGGAACUCCACGCAGCUGUCCGUCAACCACACCGUGUGGCAGAGCUCGACCCCGCACAGCCGGGCUUUCCAGUGGGAUCACACCGAGGAGAGCGACGCUGUCACGGAUGGACUUUACGCAUCGCCCCGAGGAGCCACGCAGAGAUCGCGUACUGUGGAAAGAGAGACGCGAGGGGAGCACCACACGGAGGAAGAAGACGAGCAGGCUCAGCAGCAGGAAGCGUCCAGGCCAGGAGAAGGACAGGAACGUGAUCCAGUGGAUUCUGAUGCGCCCACUGUGCCACCGAGACCCACCGGGACGAGAGCUGCUUGACCGGCCUCUCUAGA
This is a messenger RNA of Dunckerocampus dactyliophorus (ringed pipefish), 976 nucleotides long. Its product is annotated as putative transmembrane protein INAFM2. The record is from RefSeq and is a predicted model, not a curated record. The transcript has a single exon. Lineage: Eukaryota; Metazoa; Chordata; Actinopteri; Syngnathiformes; Syngnathidae. The coding region runs from base 351 to 962 and encodes 203 amino acids.